UGUACUGAUGUGAUAUUUGAUUACUUUAAUUUGAUUAGGUGCUCGGUUUUUUAAUGGGGUUGAUUGCUAAUUUUUCUAUUUAGCACCCCCAUCGUUGACCUUGUUAUAUAUCUAGGAGGCAGAGAGAUCUCCAGAGAGGAGCAAACUGACAAUGGAAGAAGAAGCUGUUGGGCUUGGGCAUGGUGAUGAGAUCCUGUGGAAAAGCAAUAUUCCUCCACUACUCCUCCUCCUAAUACCCAUCCUCUUCUCCACCAUAUUCAUCCUCAGAUCCCAUCUCAAGAAGAAGAACAAACCCACAUUUCCCCUGCCUCCAGGACCAUGGAAGCUCCCCAUCAUCGGCAACAUCCACCAACUCGCCGCCUUCUCCGCCGGCGUCCCAAUCCACCGCCGGUUCGCCGAUCUAGCCGAGCAGUACGGACCCAUUAUGCACCUCAAGCUCGGCGAAACGUCAAACGUCAUCAUAUCAUCCCCUGAAUCAGCCAGAGAGUUCCUCAGAACCCACGACCAGAACUUCGCCGCCAGACCUUACCUGCCGUCGGCGGACAUCAUCUUCUACGGAUCGAAAGACAUCGCGUUCUGCUCCGAAGGAGAUUAUUGGCGGCAGAUGCGGAAGAUCCUCACGAUGGAGCUCUUGACGGACAAGCGAGUGAAGUCUUUCCGGCCGAUUCUUGAAGCAGAGGCGAGCAAGCUGAUGAAUCUGAUUGGUAGCGAGCCUGCUGGAGGAGUGGUGAACCUUAGCCGGCUGCUGGUGUCGGUGGGGAACGCGAUGACGUCGAGAACGGCGUUUGGGAAGAUCCGGGGACUGGAGGGAUCUUUCUUGCCGGUGAUUCAUCGAAUCCUUCAAGCUCUUGGUGGGUUCAGCGUAGGGGACAUCUUCCCUUCCAACAGGUUGUUGCGUCUGAUCAGUGGAACAGAGAGACACCUAAAGAAGCUUCACCAAGAAGCAGAUGUCAUCCUCCAAGGAAUAAUCGAUGAGCACGUAUCGAGGAGAAGAAAUAGAGAAACAGAGCAUCUUGACAAAGCAGUAGCAACUGGAGGAGAAGAAGAAGAAGAUCUCGUCGAUGUGCUCUUGGCUUGCACUGACAACCACCUCGAGGUUAAAGCCGUGAUCUUGGUACGUAUUUAUGACAUAUUCUUGGCUGGUGGUGACACUUCCCCUGUUACUGUGGAAUGGGCCAUGUCUGAAUUGAUGAAGAACCCAGAAAAGAUGAACAAAGUACAGAGAGAGGUGAGAGAGAUGUUUGACAAAAGAGGGAAAGUAGUAGAUGAUGCGUGCUUCAACGAACUACAUUAUCUCAAAUCAGUCGUGAAGGAGACAUUCAGAUUGCAUCCUCCUGUUCCUCUGUCGAUUCCGAGAGAAGGUCGAGAAACGGUUGUGAUCAAUGGAUGUCAAAUACCAGCAAAGACGAGGAUCAUUGUUAAUUCUUGGGCCAUCGGUCGAAACUCCUCACACUGGACCCAACCAGAUCAAUUUAUACCAGAAAGAUUCCUCAACUCUUCCAUCGAUUAUAAGGGUAAUGACUUCCAACUUAUCCCAUUUGGCGCUGGAAGGAGAAUGUGCCCAGGCAUGAACUAUGGAAUUUUCGUUGUUUAUCUUUUACUCGCAAAUUUGCUAUAUCAUUUCGACUGGAAGCUCCCAAACCAAAUCAAACCUCAAGAUCUUGACAUGUCUGAAGAUUCCGGAGGUACGGUUCCGCGCAAAAAUAACUUGUAUCUCAAUUCCAUCCCUUAUCAUGCGCCUUAAAGUAGAUCCCUUCCCUCAAAAUCAUAAAGAUGAGUAUCAUGGAUCAUUCCACCCUAGUUUUCCAUAGUAGUGGGAAGUUGUUAGUUGGUAAUGAAUUAAGGGGUCGCUUGGAAGUUGCGAUUGUUAGUGUUGUAUUUGUUAAAUACAUGCAUUGUUCACAAUACAACGUUUGGAAGUGUCAAGUUGCAAAAGAAUGCAUGAAUUGUUUUGUGUGGGUCCCACCAACAAUCAACAAAAAUGAGGGAUUGUACAAUCUCAACUAAAAGUUGAGAUUGUUGUGAUUGUUGGUUUAAUAAUUGAGCACAUUUACUUUUUCCAAUUAUGUACAUAGUUCUUUUUGUUUUAUAUUAAAA
Molecule: messenger RNA, 2097 nt
Organism: Linum tenue
Lineage: Eukaryota; Viridiplantae; Streptophyta; Magnoliopsida; Malpighiales; Linaceae
Source: the annotation of a GenBank genome assembly